Messenger RNA from Drosophila busckii, 1299 nucleotides. RefSeq lists its product as uncharacterized. Lineage: Eukaryota; Metazoa; Arthropoda; Insecta; Diptera; Drosophilidae. The record is from RefSeq and is a predicted model, not a curated record. The transcript is spliced from 3 exons. The coding region runs from base 76 to 987 and encodes 303 amino acids.
CUUUAAAAUUCAGCUUAAAAGCGUAUAAUCAAAGUAUAUAUUUCUAUAAAUUUCUAUAUAGCUGUAAAAAUCGCAAUGCAUUGGAUUUUAAGCUGUCUAUUAAUCUUUAGCGCGCUGUGCUGGCAGCUGGAAGCAGAAGAAGUAGAGAAAGAGGAUGAUAGUGAAAAUGAAGAUGAAAAAGAUGCUGAUAGAUUGGGCUUGGGUGCAAAUUAUAACGAAAUACUAAUCGAUGUAAUCAAAAGUUGGCAAACGCCGAUUGUGCAACUAACUGAGUUGGGCUAUUUACCGGAUAACUAUGAGGAUACAUCAAAGAUAAAGCCCAACUUGGAUGCACUUUUAGAUCGCUUAGAGAGCUACAAGCAGCAGCUGCCAGCAGAAGAACAAGCUAAGCCGAAUAAGCGUAAGAUAAAAAGCAAAGCAGCGGAGCAGCGCAAAGAGCGUGAAACGAAGCUGGAUGCGGCAAUAAAACUACCAACUGCUGAUGAUAUAGUGGGCAGAAUGCUAAAGGAAGAGGAGCUGAAGCAUCAGAAGCAUGAGCCCAAUAUGCAGCUACUGCUGAUGGGACAUUUGCUGGCCAAGCAGCAGCAGCAGCAGGUGAAGUUGCAGCCAGAGACGCCAGAGACGGGGGCAGCACUAAAGCCUGCUGUGGUGGCAGACAAUACGCUGGAGCGUCUUUUAAAGAAAACCAGUCCACUUGCUAGCGAUAGUCUAAAGCAGAAAUUAGUUAAACGCAUGCCGGCAGACAUAAAUAAAAAUCUGUUUGAAUUUAGCACGCGUGGGCCGCUGCAGUUGCAACAACAACAACAAAUUGAAACGCCACAUUUUCUAACCUAUGACCUCGAGAGCAAGCAGCUCAAACUAAUUUCAACUGAAGCUAAAGACGCUUAUAUCAAAAAACUGCUGCGUGAGUUUCACAAAAAGCGCGAGCAACAGGAAAUUAAUCAAAAAGUGCAAGAAGCUUUGAGUCUCAAUGUGGUUCAUAAUUGAAUUUUUUUUAUAUAUUUUUGUAUGUCUUAGUCAUAGCCACAUAAUUCCAUAUUAAGACGUCAUAGCUAUAGCAUCACUACUAUAUACUAAACUAUUUGUUUAUACCCCAUUUGUUGCUCCGUCUGUUUAUGUUUGCUUCUACCAAAAACUCAUAAUUUUGACUGGCAGUUCUAACAGGUGCUGUAGCCCAAAAAAAAGCUGCGGAAAUACUAAAUCUUAGCAUAAUAUAUCUUUUAAUGCGAAAAUUGCGCUAUGUACCAAUUGUGUCAGCUUAUUUAGUUGGCUAUAAUUAAACAGUUUGUUCAUUGUUGU